Molecule: messenger RNA, 666 nt
Organism: Myotis davidii
Lineage: Eukaryota; Metazoa; Chordata; Mammalia; Chiroptera; Vespertilionidae
Product: olfactory receptor 7A10-like
Exons: 2
Coding region: 22-666 (214 amino acids)
Biological process (GO): G protein-coupled receptor signaling pathway
Cellular component (GO): membrane
Molecular function (GO): G protein-coupled receptor activity; olfactory receptor activity
Source: RefSeq, a predicted model, not a curated record
UCCUGCAGACUCAUCCAUAACAUGGAGUCAGAAAAUCAAACAGAUGUAGCAGAAUUCCUCCUGGUGGGCCUCUCAGAGGACCCAGAGCUACAGCCCCUUCUCUUCGGGCUGUUUAUGACCAUGUACCUGGUCACUGUGCUUGGAAACCUGCUCAUCAUCCUAGGGGUCAGCUCUGACUGCCACCUCCACACUCCCAUGUACUUCUUCCUCUCCAACCUGUCCUUUGUUGACAUCUGCUUCACCUCCACGAUAGUCCCCAAGAUGCUGGUGAACAUCCAGACAGGAAACAAGGCCAUCACCUACGCAGGCUGCCUCACUCAGGUCUACUUUUUCCUUUUUUUUAUGUGUAUGGACAAUUUGCUCCUCACUGUGAUGGCUUAUGACCGCUACGUGGCCAUCUGCCACCCUCUGUAUUACACGGUCAUCAUGAACCCUUGCCGUUGUGGUCUGCUGGUUCUUCUUUCCUUGCUCAUUAGCUUUAUAAAUGCCCUGCUCCCCAGUCUGAUGGAGUCCUGGGAAUCCCAUCAGCUGGUGGAAAGUGGGGGGAAACCAGGCUGUAGUCCAUACACCCAUUGGAUUGCUUCCAGUUCUCCUCUGUUUCUAAGAAAUAUUCCUCUGGGGUAUCAACCCAAGAUACCCUUCAUUCCUGAGUCUGCAGACACCUAA